AUGGGUGCUUUACCUGAGAACAAUAUGGAGCAGUUUAUGGAAUAUCUUAAAGAAUAUGCAGAUAAUUCCGAUGAGAAUGAUGAUGAGCGUGAUAAAUAUAAAGUUCAACUUAUCAAUGAGUACUGUGACAAUGAGCGUCUUCAAACUGUGCAAUUUGGAAAAGAAGAGGUCAAAAUGUUUGAUUCAAGAGAGGAUAUUAGUAAUAAAAAUAUACAGCCUUUCAAAACAAAUAGUAAUAGAGGGGCUUUAAAACCUAUAAUUAAAGCUGUAGAAAAGAUAUCUAUGGAUAAUAAUGUAAACGAAGAGCUAGAAGUCAAGGAAUGCCUAGCUGCAUGUUUUAGUCUGUGUUCUGUUGAUGAAGAAAAAUUUACUGAUCUUAGCAUUUCUAAGAAAUUGCGUCGUCUGUAUAUAUCCAUUGGAUCUGCUUUCAAGGUAAAGGAAUUAUUUUUCUAUUGGGUCAGAAUGAGAAUUGAAAAUGAGUUACAGAAACAAAUAUCUGAUCAAGAAUUACAAAUAAAAUUACUAAAACAAAAUUUAACUGAUAUAACAGAUAGUGAAAAGACACGGACCCUAGAGUUAUUAAAUUUCCAAAAUAAAUAUAACAAAACGAUAUUAGAGAAAACAGAAUUGGAGGAUAAAGUUAAAAUGCUUGAUGUGUCAGUUGAUACUUUAAAAAAAGAACUGUUGGGAACAGAAGAUACAAUAAGUGAUCUUGAAAAUUUUAAAGAACAGUGCAUAAUUAAGAAAUUAGAAGUGGCAGAAUUAGAUACAGAAGUAAAACGUUUAAAUAAUAAAAAUAUGGAAUGGAGAAAAAAAUCUAACGAAUAUAAAUUGGAUUUGAGCAGGAGAGAUGCUGAAGUAAAGGAAGCUCAAAUGAAACAGCAAGAACUGUUGAUUAAAUUUGAACACUUAAAAAAAUAUAUGAUAAUCUUGACAAUAAUAUUCAGAAUGAUAAGUUUAGAUAUUUUGAGUUAA
Tetrapisispora phaffii CBS 4417 is the source of this 975-nucleotide messenger RNA. RefSeq names its product Mpc54p (gene MPC54). The transcript has a single exon. The record is from RefSeq and is a predicted model, not a curated record. NCBI's taxonomy places the organism in Eukaryota, Fungi, Ascomycota, Saccharomycetes, Saccharomycetales, Saccharomycetaceae. Bases 1 to 975 code for a protein of 324 amino acids.